Messenger RNA from Colletotrichum tamarilloi, 1509 nucleotides. Its product is annotated as fluconazole resistance protein 1. Gene Ontology annotation, molecular function: transmembrane transporter activity. The record is from RefSeq and is a predicted model, not a curated record. NCBI's taxonomy places the organism in Eukaryota, Fungi, Ascomycota, Sordariomycetes, Glomerellales, Glomerellaceae. The transcript has 5 exons. Bases 1 to 1509 code for a protein of 502 amino acids. Gene Ontology annotation, biological process: transmembrane transport. Gene Ontology annotation, cellular component: plasma membrane.
AUGCAUUUUACUCAUUUGACAGCUGCGCCUUCUUCUGCUUCCCCAUCUACGACGAGGGACUAUCCAAAGAUAGAUGUUGAGCUUUCGGUUAUUCCUUGCUCUGGGAGUGAGGGUUCAUGGACGCUGGGAAGGCACGUUCAUCCAAGGCAAUGGAGCCAGGCGCGGAAGACAUAUGAUACGUGCUUGAUUGUCUUUCUUGAGUUCUUCACUACUAUGAUCAGCACCGCAGGAUCACCGGUUGCUGGACACAUUUACGACGAUCUCAAUCUGAGCCCAGUUGCAGCGACUUGCAUUUUUGUUUCAACAUAUCUCAUCGGCCAGACUAUCGGAGGAGUCUUCUUCCCACCUUGGUCAGAGUCCUUUGGCCGUAAGAAACUCUACGUAAUCAGCACCGGCCUAUACAGCCUGUCAUGCAUUCUCGUCGGCAAGGUGCCCACAAUUCCUGGCAUCGUUGUCGGUCGUUUCAUCGGUGGACUGUUAUCGUCUGUCCCUACCAUUGUUGCCACGGGCAGCAUCGAAGAUCUUUGGGACACCAAUGCGCGGGUAUGGUGGCUGUACUGGUGGUCACUGGUCGCGAACCUCGGGAUAUUGACAGGUCCGGUCUUCAGUGACUUGGUAAUGAGAAGUACUCACUGGACGUGGGUGUUUUACACUGCGGCCAUAGUCACAGCAUGCGUCACGAUGCUGCUCCUCACAAUCAGGGAGUCUCGUCCCUCCGUCGUACUAGCGAGGGCUCAGGCACUCACCGAAGUCCAAGGCCUAAAUACCAACACCACCUCACCGGACAAGGUUUUCCCUUCGACUCACGAGAAGCUCGACCUCCUCCGCCCCCUCCGACUCUUCUUCACCGAGCCAAUAGUCUGCCUCGCCGCAGUCAUCAGCGCCAUCGCCUUUGGGCUCGUCUACCUCUUCACCGAGGUCCUACCCCUUGUCUACGUCGACAUGGGCUUUACCGAUGCAUCGGUGAACUUACCCUUUCUCCCUCUUGCAAUCGGUAUGGUCUUCAGCGCACUCACACGUCUUUACGAUCGUCGAGUCCUUGCCGAGAGGAUGUCAAGAUCGCUACCACUCACACCCGAGUCGAAAUUCGCAGGCUUCAUCAUCGGAGCCCCGUUGUUGGCUAUCGGCCUUUGGUCAUUUGCCUGGACUAUCCCGCCCUACACGACAUCAGCACACUGGGCUAUCCCGACGAUAGCACUCGUACCCAUAGGCUACGCAGUCAACGAGUUUGACUACGUGCUGGCUGGAUAUCUCACCGACUGCUAUCAGACAUACUCGGCCAGCAGCUACGCUUGCAUGUCACUCUCACGUUCAACUUGCAGUGCAACGUUUCCUCUCUUCGGACGAGCACUGUUUGACUCCUUGGGCUUCAACGUCGCAACUUCCGUGUUUGCAACUCUGGCCACGGUUCUGUGUGCUGUACCUCCAUUGUUGUUGAGGUACGGGGGUACACUUAGAGCCAAAAGCGCGUUCGCGAGCAAGGAUUCGAGAGAUCUGGCUACCUUGUGA